AUAAUACAGACUAUUAUGCAAUCUUUCAAGAUAUUUAUAGAACUAAAACUACUGAAGAAUAUAGACCAACCUAUAUACAAUUACAAGCAAAAUCUGAACCAAUUUCAAAAUCUAUUUUAAUCACAGAAAAAAUUCAGAAUUGA
Messenger RNA from Racocetra persica, 143 nucleotides. The record is from the annotation of a GenBank genome assembly. Lineage: Eukaryota; Fungi; Glomeromycota; Glomeromycetes; Diversisporales; Gigasporaceae.